GCCUCCUCCUUCUCCUCUGGUCUUCGUCAGCUGGUCUGUUGAAGCUGAUACAACUGACUCAGAGACCAACAACAGCUGCCUUGUAAUCCAUAAAACAUAUCCAACAUGAAGAUCUUAUCCCACCUUAUCUUCAUCGUGGUCAUCGGUUCCUGCUUCUCGUCAAGACUCGGUUACUUACCUCCUCCACCUAAUGGAAAUGGCAACGGUGGAUAUACCAAUGGCAACGGAGUCAAUGGCAACGGAGUCAAUGGCAACGGGGUUAAUGGCAAUGGUGGAUAUACAAAUGGCAACGGAGUCAAUGGCAACGGUGGAUAUACAAAUGGCAACGGAGUCAAUGGCAACGGGGUCAAUGGCAACGGAGUCAAUGGCAACGGUGGCUAUACCUAUGGCGUUGGAAACGGAAAUGGUAAUGGAUACAAUGGUAAUGGUGCCAAAGCUAACGGCAAUGGAAACGGUAAAAUAAACGGAAACGGAGCCGUAAACGGCAACGGUUACAGGAAUGGCAACGGUAACGGUUACAGGAACGGCAACGGUAACGGUUACAGGAACGGCAACGGUAACGGUUACAGGAACGGCAACGGUAACGGUUACAGGAACGGCAACGGUAACGGUUACAGGAACGGCAACGGUAACGGUUAUAGGAACGGCAACGGUAACGGUAAUAAAAAUGGCAAUGGAAAAGUAAAUGGAAAUGGUUACAGAUAUGGUGUUAAUGGCAAUGGUGUCAACGGUAAUGGCAACGGCUACACCAAUGGUAAUGGUAAUGGCUACACAAACGGCAACGGUUACACCAACGGCAACGGAGUCAACGGUAAUGGCAACGGCUAUUCCAACGGUAAUGGUUACACCAAUGGCAAUGGAGUCAACGGUAAUGGUAAUGGCUACACCAACGGCAACGGAGUCAACGGUAAUGGCAACGGCUAUUCCAACGGUAAUGGUUACACCAAUGGCAAUGGAGUCAACGGUAAUGGCAACGGCUACACCAACGGUAAUGGCAACGGCUACACCAACGGUAAUGGUAACGGCAACGGAGUCAACGGCAAUGGCAACGGCUACACCAACGGCAAUGGUAACGGCUACACCAACGGUAAUGGUAAUGGAUACACCAAUGGUAAUGGUUACACCAAUGGCAAUGGAGUCAACGGUAAUGGCAAUGGUUACACCAACGGUAAUGGUAAUGGUUAUGCCAAUGGCAACGGAGUCAACGGUAAUGGCAACGGCUACACCAAUGGCAAAGGAGUCAACGGUAAUGGAAAUGGGUACACCAACGGUAACGGUAAUGGUUAUACCAAUGGCAACGGUAAAGGAGUCAAUGGUAAUGGGCAUACCAACGGAAAUGGCGUCAACGGGUACUCCAACGGUAACGGCGUCAACGGUAACGGAGUGAACGGUAAUGGAGCCAACGGGUACACCAACGGUAAUGGAGUCAACGGGUACACCAACGGUAAUGGAGUCAACGGGUACACCAACGGAAACGGCGUCAACGGUAAUGGAGUCAACGGGUACACCAACGGUAACGGCGUCAACGGUAAUGGAGCCAACGGGCACACCAACGGUAACGGCGUCAACGGUAAUGGAGUCAACGGGUACACCAACGGUAACGGCGUCAACGGUAAUGGUGUCAACGGCACACCAACGGUAACGGAGCCAACGGGUUUACCAUCCCUGUGCCAGCCACACCCUCCGGGCUCUACCAGACGCCAGCCUAGUAAACACACUCAGCCACCACACCCUGCAGGCUACAUGUUGUAUACUGAUGCUACACACCUCCCCUGUGUAUGUAUGUAUACCUGCCACAUGUAUGUAUACCCUGUUAUGGCUAUGUAUUCACUGCAGCGACACUCUACAUAUAUAACACUCGUAUUUAUUGCAAACUGACUUUUUAAUAUCAUAAUUUAAUGUCUUUGGUAUUUAAUAUUUCUUAUGUAAGUUAAGUAUCAGUUUUUCUUCUUAGUUGAUUUCAAUGUCUGUAUGUUCGUCAAUAAAAAUGAUUCAC
Molecule: messenger RNA, 1996 nt
Organism: Homarus americanus (American lobster)
Lineage: Eukaryota; Metazoa; Arthropoda; Malacostraca; Decapoda; Nephropidae
Product: probable serine/threonine-protein kinase clkA
Exons: 4
Coding region: 106-1878 (590 amino acids)
Source: RefSeq, a predicted model, not a curated record